Molecule: messenger RNA, 5752 nt
Organism: Haliotis rufescens (red abalone)
Lineage: Eukaryota; Metazoa; Mollusca; Gastropoda; Lepetellida; Haliotidae
Product: transmembrane protein 33-like
Exons: 8
Coding region: 116-922 (268 amino acids)
Biological process (GO): endoplasmic reticulum tubular network organization; membrane organization
Cellular component (GO): endoplasmic reticulum; membrane
Source: RefSeq, a predicted model, not a curated record
UGUGAAAUCUGUAACUGUUUUGUAAUUGUUAUAAUCUUUCACACAAACCAAAAGUCUGGCGAUCAAUUUCAGAACGCUACAAGAAAGAAAUCGAACUGCGACCGCAUAAUUCAGAAUGGCUGACUCGUCAGAAAAUCAGGAGAAUGCAGGUUCAGAAAAUACAGGAAACACAGGCACUGCUGGAGGAGAAGCCCCACGACAGGGAAACCAGGUGUUGGCCCACAUGAUGGGGAACAAGGUGGAGGCUGCUCUUUGGUUCACCAGGAUCUUCACAGUCGUCUGCACCAUCCUCUACAUGCUGCCGUUCUUUGGUGGCAACCCAUACAGUUUUUAUCAGAGGGCUCUCAUCAGCAGCGCGGCAUCCAGUGCACUUCGGCUCCACCAGCGUAUUCCAACAGUCCAGUUCUCCCGAGAGUUCCUGGGACGGUUGUUCAUGGAAGACAGCUGCCACUACCUCCUCUUCUCCAUCAUCUUCAUCAAUAGUUUCCCCAUCACCAUGGCAUUAUGUCCAGUGUUCCUGUUUGCUCUGCUGCAUGCGUGUUCCUACACCAAGACAAUCCUCAAUCUCAUGGGACCAAAUUCAAUGCAGUUUUUGAGGAACAUGAUUGCCAAGCUGGAGGCUCAGCAGAUCAACAUUCUCCGCUUCAUCGCAUGUAACGAAAUUUUCCUCAUGCCAGCCAUCAUUCUCAUGAUCUUCAGUGGCAAAUCUAGCCUCAUCCUGCCAUUUGUGUACUACCGCUUCCUGUCGCUCAGAUACUCCUCCAGGAGAAACCCCUAUUGCAGGACCCUGUUCACAGAGCUGCGUAUGAUGGUGGAGUACGUGUCUAACAAGCCCCAGUGUCCCGGCUUCCUCCGCAACGUCUGCUACAAGGGCAUCGCUUUAGUCGGCCGUCUCGCACCAGCUACGGCCCCCGCUCAGUGAUCCGCGUGUGUGCUGUCGUCGUCAUGGUAAUCAAGGGUCAAUACUUGUAUCUAUGUGCACUGUACAGAUCUCAGUGAGAUUGUGAACUGAUUGGGCGUGUAAUUUACAGUGUUGUGCAAGGUGCUUUAUAUUAGAAAGGAAAUGAUACAAAGCCUUAAUUGGUCAAUUACCUACUCUGUGUGAGAUUACUGAUAGAACUCCUGGCACAAACAGUUUCUACUGUAGCUAAGUGGAGCUUUAAACUAAUAUGUGGUCAAACAUUUGCAUUAGUGAGAGUCAAACAUAAUUAUCUUGAACCUGGGGACUAUGACAUUCAGACAUUCAAGCUACAUCCGUGUCAUGCUGUUUGUCACAAGGACAGAGAUCGGUACUUUCUAUGUAGAUAUUGACCCAACUUUGAAAGAACGGAACAAUAGUAUGUACUCAAUCGGUAAUUCAUAAUAUUUACUUUAAGUAAUCAGUUUGGCUAAUUAUGGAAUAUUUGUCAUAUCAUUAUGACAAGACAAAUGGGACAUGACUUGUUUGGACUGACUGGAGAUCAACUUGUUCCUUGAUAGAUACAUGACACAUCGUGGACUAGUCAUUGCUUGAUAUAUUUUAUAUGAGAUAACGAAGUUUACGGUAUUGAUGUUUGACUGCAUAUUGAAACACUGUAGAAACACACCACAAACUGCAAUCUUUUCACUGAUAAUCUCCUUAUUUUUUUUUAAUGUUUAGCUGUUUCAAACUUUCACUUGUAUACUGUUCAUUCUGAUACGAAUGACCGCUACCAGUCCUGGGGUCGGUGGGGUAGCCUUGUGGAUAAAGCGUUUGCCCGUCACGCCACAGACCCAGGUCUGAUUGUCCACACGGGUACAGUGUGUGAAGCCUAAUACCGAUGUACACCGCUGAGAAAUUGCUGAAAUGUUACUGAAAGUGGCGUAAUACCAUACUCACUCACUCACACACUCCUACGACCAACAUGAACAGAUCUAUAUCUUCAGGAUUAUUUUGACAACAUGAACAGGUCCUGGACUACAUGCAUUUAUUGGUAGUGUUCUAUGAUGGCUACAGGAAGAAUGUAUCAGUGACAGAUUGCACUUAGAUUUUGUUGUUGUUUGUUGUUAUCAGCAAUGCUGUACAAAGUCAUUUCUUUGCCUGUCCUCAAGAGGCGUAACGAUACAAAUGUCACAACACCAAGAAAAAUGAAAUUAAAGUUUUACACAUUUCUUUUUCAAGUUUUAGCAUCCGUUAUGGAAUAUUUUCAUGAAAUAUUUGGGCAUUUUUGUAUUGAAGACUAUAAUAACUGAUAACAAUAUAAAACAGUUAUGAAAAUAUAAAUAAAUACUGUAAAAGGGUAAAGACAUCGUCUGUAUUGAGCAGAGAGUAAACAGUGGUCUAUGGCCCUGCAAUUCACUGUGUUUGGAGAGUUGUGUCCCUUAGUCUUGUUCGAUCUGCUGAUGAUGAGUUUCAUGCCCUGCUUGUGAUUCCUGGUUUGUUGUCACCCUGACAGGCUCAUUAGUUUCACCGAAGGGGUAAAUACAUAUGAAGUGGAUCACUUCAGGUUCUCCCCCACAACAUGCCUUGGUUUAAUUAAGGAACUGUUCAAAGUGACUCAAACUUAUCUCCCUAGUACCAAAUUCGAAAUUCAAAGACUUCACAUUUGGUAUUGUUUGUACAAUUAUCCAAACUUGUGGAGCCCUGUACCAAGGCUCUGUAUCAUGAUGCAAUAUUGUAUCAAUAGCUUUGUACCAUGAUACGAUACUGUAUCGCUACACCUCUCGUGAGACUUUUUGUGCCACCACUAACCACAUCAACAUCUACUGUUACAGAUACAUGUAGCUGCUCAUCCUUUCAAAAUAAAUUCUGCAGAUGAAGUGUACAGACCCAAUGUGCUUGGUUUUCGUGAAAUGUAAAAAUGUUUGUUCAAAGAUAUCCAAUAUUUAAUAUUUUUAAAUAUGUUAAAUAUUUAAUUUGUUUUUACACAUUGUUGCAAGAUAAUGUUUUCUUUUUUGCUUCACCCAUUCAUCUCAAGAGUAUAUUGAUGGCAUUUUGUCAUUCAUUCUCAGUAAACACAUCAGGAGCAAAUGUAUUAUUUUGUGAAAAAGAAAUAAUAUCCAUAGAUGAAAUGGAUUUAAGAAGUUGUACCACGUGUAACUUUGCCUUAAUACAUUAUUCAUUAAAUUGGAAUUUUAAUUUGUGUAAAGUGAAACUAAUGAUAUUUAACUUUUUUCCUGUAAGUAGUUUUGAUUCAAAAUCAAGUAAGGCACUUUUAAGGGUUUUGUAAAUGUAUAAUUUAUUAAUGAAUAGAAAAUUGAAAUUACAAGUUAGUAAUCUUAUCUUAUUGAUAAACAAUUUUUCAAACAAAGAUACACCCUGUAAAGUUUGUCAUGCAUAAUCACACUGUUUUGCCGAACAAGUUCCACUAUAAAUCGACUUUGGAGCAAUCAGUGUACACAUGAGAUACACAUUUGUUGAAUGUAUAGAAAGUUGAAGAGUUUGUUAAAACUUACUGUUGUGUGUGACUUUACAAGAUUGACCAGAAUUCAUAUUUACUCAGAGUGAAUGUUUUUCAUAUUUGUAUGAAAGCUCUCCGUGUAAAACUUGUAAUGUGUGGCAGUGAAAAAGAUCGGGGAAUACAUGUUAACUCCCUUUGUGUCUGUCUGUAGUCAUGUAGUUUGUAUGCAGAUUUUCCAUGUAUCUUACCUUUUCUUUACCUUUUCCUUGGUGCCUGUGGACCAUAUAUCUAGCAUUUCUUGAAAAUGUCACUUGCAUUUUUAAUCCUUGAAAUAAUCCUAAUCCAUAAUAAUCCAUGGCCAUCUUUUGAAUUUUUGUUCCCUGAAAGGAUUAUCCUACAUAAUGAGAUGUUCGUAUGUAAAGAUCUAUAUUUAUUUUGUUAAAUCCAGCCUUUUAAAGCAUCGUGUGAAUCCCAUUCUUGACUCGUAGGGCGACUAUUUGGCCCCAAAUAGUCAUGAAGCAUCCAUUGAUACAUUUGUCCAUUUAAUAGUAUAUCCACCUAGGCAUCUCAUUCUACAUGUUCACUGUAAGGCCUUUUUUUUAGUUUUUGAAAUAUAUUUUUUAUUUGGUUUAUGAGACUGACCAACCGAAAAAAACAAAGUAGAAAAAUGUUUUUAAUGCCUUUUGACAACAAAAUAAUCUGGCACUCUGUUUGACAAUUAGGAGAAAUUAAAAAAGACAAACAAGAUUUAACACUGCUGUUUGUAAAAAAUGGUGAAUAAUUCAUUUAGAAAUGUAUUUUGUUGGGUAAAAAGAAACCCUUUUCUUUCUGUAUCGAUUCACCAGCAUUCUUUCUUUAUAGUGCGACAUACAAGUUUGUUGAAGUUGAAUUGUUUUUCCUGACCAUCUACAAAAAACAUCUUCCAGAGGCAAGAGAGUUAACUGAGUUUAAAAGGUCAGUUUCCCCCCUCACCAAACUUGUCUGGAGUUCCUGGGCUCAAUCGUAGCGCCACCAGUGGCUAUCAUGAGUUAUGUCCCUUCUAAGCCUUUCCUAUGGACCGCUCAGAUUCCACCUCUCAUAUCACUUGCAUUGGUUUCAAACAAAAUGGUGGCACCCAGUCAAGACAAUCUGAUGGAUAAUCAAGAUCUACAUCGCAAAAUGCAUUAGAUUGCUUGAGCACCUUCAUUAAAGCAUGAAAAGAGUUAGAAAAUAUCUGUUGACAACAAGUUGGCGGUCACAUGCUUUGCAAAUCCUGCAAUCGACCAAAAUCUGCACGACAGUUUACGAACCUGAUUUCAAUUUCGUUGCGGGAUUUUGAUUGGGCAAUGCAUAGACUCGUUAAUCCAGCCAAAUUCUAACUCCAUAAUACCAACCCAGUUCAGCAAGGGUGGAAACUGGACUUUUAUAGUCAGUUAACUCUCUUGCCUCGGGGAGAUGGCAACAAAAGGCCUGAAGAUGAAUUAUGUAUGUGACCAGUGUGUGUAUUGCCCUGUAUCUAUAAGCUGUGUUUUAUCUGCUGUAAGAAGAUCUCAUGCUGCUAGUUGCUGUUGUUCUUGUUGGUAUGGAGCUGUUAACAUGCAGGUGUGGAUACCAGGUAGAUAUAUAUGUCAGAAUUUCAAGUUCCUUGUUAAUUUUAUAUGCCUGUCUAAUUACAAAGGGAGGACUUAUUCAGAGGCUUCAAGAGUAUGAAAUCACGAAGCUUGAUGCCACUGCAAGAUAACAUCAAAACAGACACAUAGAAGUAACUCCCAAGCCAUUCUAUAAAUGAAAAGUUGCAUGUUGGUCAUGUAUAUAAGUUUAUUGUCUUUUUAUGAAGGUAUGUCAAUGAUUAAGCUCUUUACAGAUAAUCAUUAUUAAAACAAACCCGUUUCUUUGUAGUAAAGUAAGGUAGAAUAUAUCUCCGUUGCUUUUUGCCUUCUGUAAUUUCAGAUCGCUCUUGUAUUUUUCGGUCUAUUUUCAUGGUCAAAAGUUUACAUAUGUGUCUGUUACAUUGCUGAAUUAACUUCUAUUAAAAAUUAGCCCUAGAUUUCAGAUAGUGUAUUUUGCUAAAGAAACUAAUAAUUAUUUCUGAAUAUUAUACAAUUGUUCAUUUAUCAACCCUGAAUGGCUGGUUGUUAUUUGUUCCUGAGUGAUGACAAAGGCAGAUAACUUUGAAAAACCGAUGAAUAAAAACUAAAUCUCAACGCUGUGCUGGUCUGAAAUAUUUUUUAAUAUAGAUAAUUACACCCAAUCUUAUAGUUUAGUCUGUAUUGUCUGGAUUAACAUUUGUGUACAACUGGUUGGAUAUCAUCAGUUUGUGAUAAUAGUUCAAUAAUAUGGAUAUUGUGUCAACACAGGGCUCUACAAUACUGAUUGUGAGGAUAUGUUUAUCAAUAAAAUGGAUUCCAAACAAA